AUGGAGAAAAGUAAAAGUGAUGAAGACAUUUGUGAUACAGAAAACAUUGCUCUACAAGAGGUUGUCUAUCAGCCAACUCUAAUAACAAAUGGGCCUUUGAAGUCUGCUAUACUUUCCAAAAGUAGACCUGGAUAUUUAUAUUUAUCAGUAUUUAUAGGUAAAUACAACAAUGCACUUAUUUUCCUUCUCAAUUGGACUGGGUUUUGGCUGGACGUCACCUGUAAUGGCGAAGUUGCUAGAUUCUGGACAAAAUCCUUUUCCAUGCACAUUGCAUGUGCACAUGCAAUAAAAACAUCAGAAAUUUCCUUAAUUGCUGGAAUAAUAUCGUUGGGGAGUGCAUUGGGACCGUUCGUAUCUGGGACAUUGGCCAAAAAAGUUGGCAGGAAGUUCACCUUACUAGGAUUAUCACUACCUUUCAUAUUAAGCUUUGUAUCACUCGCCUAUACGUCUAGUGUGUAUGUUUACUAUUUUGCCAGAUUUGUGAAAGGGUUUUGCAUCGGUGGUUCAAUGGCAGUGAUACCGAUGUAUAUAGCAGAAAUAGCUGAAGAUCACAAUAGAGGAACGCUGGGAUGUGUCAUUGGUGUUGCGUUGUCCCUCGGUGUACUUUACGCUUUCUUGGUGGGGCCUAUUUUGAGCAUCAAAAUAUUUUCCUUAUCAUGCACCAUAGCACCUAUACUUUUCUUUGUAUUGGGGUACUUUAUCGUGCCUGAAAGUCCGGUGUAUUUAGCUUCCAAAGGUGAUAAAGAAGGGGUUAAAAAGACGUUGAUGAAGCUACGCUCGAGAGGUGAGGAUGAAGUUUAUGCAGAGGUCUCGGGGAUUAUGAGAUCAUGGGAUCAAGACGAUGAUAAUAGUAAAGGUGGUUAUAAAUCUUUAUUUACCAAUAGAGGGGAUUCAAAGGCGUUAAAAAUCACCACGGGUCUUUUAAUAUUGCAACAAAUGUCUGGUAUGCCUGUCGUUCAAUCAUUCCUGGAAACUAUAUUUAAAAGUGCCGGUGGUAGUAUACCUUCUGAUAAAGCACCUAUUAUUAUAGCCAUAAUACAAUUACUUAUAAGUAUUCUAACCACAAAUUUAGCAGAACGCUUAGGCCGAAAAACCUUAAUGCUUAUAUCCACUGCAGGAACAUCAAUAUCACUAAUCAUCAUAGGUAUAUUUUUCUACUUCCAAAACAAGGGUUAUAACUUCUCAACCGUAUCCCUCUUACCAAUUAUAAGCUUAGUCUCCUACACUAUAAGUUACAGUUUAGGACUGAGUGGUAUACCGUGGGUUAUCAUAGGAGAAACAUUUUCUUCGAAGGUCAAAUUCCAAGCUUCAACAUUCCUGACAUGUUUUUGUUUCAUAGCAUCGUUCGUGAUCACCUUCUUUUUUCCUAAUUUUAGUGAAUUCGUUGGCAUGGCUGCUACCUUUUGGGUAUUUGGUGCUUUUUGUGCAGUUGGUAUUAUUUUUGUGGCAUGUUAUAUGCCAGAAACAAAGGGCAAAUCUUUAUCUGAGAUACAGACUAUGUUAAGAAAAUAGUUUAGUUUAUUGUUAUUUAAUUAAGUAUGUACCACGUUUUAACAAACUAUUUAUGUAAACUUAAGCUAAAUAUAUCUGUAUAAGCAUUUUUAUCUCCACGCGGUCUAUAAUUUAAACUUUAUUGUUGUCAACAUUCGAUAAAGAAAUACCUUGUUAUGGCCUAGGCCGAUAAAAAAAUUUAUGAGGCAAGUAAUUAGUUCGAUUUUUUCUCGCUAGGGGUAUUGUUUUGACAAAUUAAUCCUUUCCUAAGAAAUUAACAUACUAAACUGGUUUAAUUUAUUUAUAAUAAGCACUAAUUUGUUUGUUUUACUGUUAAUGUUUAAUAUUUUUCAUUAAAUUAUUGUAAAAUUAAAUAUGAAUAAUAAAACAAAAAGUGAGGUUAGGCAACCAAGA
This is a messenger RNA of Brassicogethes aeneus, 1905 nucleotides long. NCBI's taxonomy places the organism in Eukaryota, Metazoa, Arthropoda, Insecta, Coleoptera, Nitidulidae. The record is from the annotation of a GenBank genome assembly.